This is a messenger RNA of Polyodon spathula (Mississippi paddlefish), 454 nucleotides long. Its product is annotated as myrosinase-binding protein 2-like. The record is from RefSeq and is a predicted model, not a curated record. The transcript has 4 exons. Bases 50 to 358 code for a protein of 102 amino acids. NCBI's taxonomy places the organism in Eukaryota, Metazoa, Chordata, Actinopteri, Acipenseriformes, Polyodontidae.
UAUUUUAUUACGUUCUACAUUGUUCGGGAUAAAAGGAACGUUUUGCACAAUGAGGACUCUGAUUCUGGUGAUCGGCCUGGUGGGUCUUUGUUCCUGUCUUCCGGUUUCUGAGGACCACCACAUUGAAGAGCGGUCAGCAAGUCAUGAGGGCUUCAGAUUCAGACCAUAUCCACCUCCUUUCAAUCCAUCCAUUCCGUACUAUCCAUCUUAUCCAUCCUAUCCACCACAAGGGAAUGAUCUGAUUUCUUUACUUACUCUCCUUCGAUUGCUUCCUCUUCUGACUCCCGCACCUGCUCCGGCUCCGGCUCCGGCUCCCGCUCCGGCUCCCGCUCCAGCUCCAACACCAGCAGGAGGUUAACGCGAUCGGAACAGUUUGAAUUAUCUUAAAUUGUGUUUUGUCAAGACAGACUCUGUUCAGACUGUCAAUUUAUUAAAAUAAAUACAUUUAUCAACA